CUUCGAACGAAAGGCCCCCCACCAGCCCGAGAUCAGUUCCAGGCUUCCAUUCCAGUCCAGCCCAGUCCAAGCCAAGCCAAGCCAACGACCCAAACCCUGCUGCGGCUGCACUGUACUUCCACCUGCGAAGAUAAACCAGCCGAGCUUAUCUUCCCCCCUCCCCGCCCUAGUUGAACACUCACUGCACUGCGCCCACUGCAUCAAGUAAAAAUCCUCAGUAAGGUCAUGUACGAUUGCCAGUAUGGUCUAGUCUUGAUCUGUCAUAAUCCCAUCUCUGCCGGAUCGAUCCAUUCAUUCCGCGAGUCUCAUUUGCUAAAGCGCCUCAGAUCAUUCCCAACCUUCGCACGCAAAUCUGCAAGCGUCCCAGAAUUCCAUCAAAACCAAUCUUGAUAAACAAUGGCGUCUUUCCACGGACGCUGAACAGACCAAUGCAGCAAGCACUGGAACAAUUCCGCGUCCGGAUGGCCACGGCAAACCGGAGAUUCAUCCAGGAUCGCGUGGAUGAAAUCGAAGCCCGGGGCCUGGCCCGCGAAGAAGUGAAAUGGCAGAAGAUGGUCGAGUACCGACCCAUUUACCUACCGAACGAGAGGGAGAACGGGUUUCCGCCGCGGUUGGUGGAUCUUCCCGCGGCAAUGGACAUGGACAUGGGCCAGGUGUUCCCAUUUCCCCUGGACGGGGUGCACCCGCCGCGACUGCGGACCCACGAAGCCCGCGAGCAGUUCCUGGAUAUGCUCCAGCAAGUCUUCCAGCAGCAGGCGGAGGAAUGGGCGGCGGAGCGAGGCCAGGAGGCCCCUGGGCUGGUUCCCCGCUGCGACGAGCUGGGCGUGUUCCUGCAGUACGCCUACGCGGUCGAGGACCCGGAUUUCCGCCUCUCCGCCAUCCCGCCCUUUGAGCCGGGGCCGAUGCUCUUAUCAGAGGAACAGGCUGCGUUGGCGGAGACGCAGCCCGAGCGGUACCGUGCGCUGGUCCGGAAAGAGUGCGCGCAGGUGCGGGAGUACCUGGAAUCCGACGGGAUUGGCGAUCUCAUCCAUAAAUCGAUGGCUGGCCCGUCGGUCGAGUCCGAUGAUCUGGAGGUCAAGGCUGGUGUGAUUACGGGCACUGGCUAUAUCGGUGAAUACCCUCACUGGUAUAGUGCCUAUCUCUACUGCCGGCAGCGGGAUGAUGCCGUGCGGGAUGAUGCUAUUCCCGAUGCCCCCAAUAUCCGGAAUUGGGCGUGGCGGGUCGUUGUCCUUGACGACAAGGGGGAUUUCCCGGCGCCGACUGUGAUUUACGGGCGCAGGCCGCGCUUCGACUCCAUUCCGGAGUUUUUGGAUUGGUACUGUAGCUGGCCGGACUAUUUGGAUGCCCGCCGCAUACGGAGUCUUCGGCGUCGCGCUGUUACGUGUGAAACUGAUUGCGAGUCGGACUGUGACUUGCACCUCACUUGAUGGGCCGAGUUUUGUUGUUCUCUGGCGGCCGGAGAGUAGCUAUGUAUCUGGUUGACAGGGGAAUUAUCUUCCGAGCGUUGUAGUUAGCUCAUAUGUACCAACCUCAACACUUUACCUUGGAAGUUGCCCCGCGUACGGGUGACUUGGAUUUUAUCAAGGCUUGGGUUAUCCAUACAGGGUAGGGGAACUUUGAAAUAACCUCUUC
Molecule: messenger RNA, 1632 nt
Organism: Aspergillus brunneoviolaceus CBS 621.78
Lineage: Eukaryota; Fungi; Ascomycota; Eurotiomycetes; Eurotiales; Aspergillaceae
Exons: 2
Coding region: 429-1427 (332 amino acids)
Source: RefSeq, a predicted model, not a curated record